Messenger RNA from Trichoplax adhaerens, 714 nucleotides. RefSeq lists its product as uncharacterized. The record is from RefSeq and is a predicted model, not a curated record. Lineage: Eukaryota; Metazoa; Placozoa; Uniplacotomia; Trichoplacea; Trichoplacidae. Bases 1 to 714 code for a protein of 237 amino acids. The transcript has 7 exons.
AUGUAUUCUUCGGUUCCACCUCCAACCCACAGUAAUAAUUGUAAAUCAGAUAAUCCAUCUGUCGAGGAAGUGACGAAUAGAACGGAUCGGGAUUUAUUGAAAAAUGUGCCAGAACGUAUACAACUGAAAUUUGCCCAAUUACAACAACGCAGGAAAGAUUGGAAAAAUGAUAAAGGAGAUCAAAGAAGGACGGAUAAAUUGAAAAAGAAGAUUACAAGAGAUGUUGUUAAUCAGCUACAAAAUAAUGACGUUGACGUGAAUACACUGAAAGAUGUUGGAGUCACAAUACCUGCUGCAAUUUGUAAGCGAAAUAAGAAGACAGUUCAAUCAAAUGAAAGUCACCAACCGAUUAAAAAUGAUGCUAUUAAAUGGCAACAAAUUAAAGAGCGAUUAAAGGCUGAAAAUCCUUACAUUGAAGAGAACGCAGAUCGACAAUACAAAGCUAAGACGAAAAUAGAAACUGAUAUCGACGAAGCAAUAGAAGCUGGUGAUUACGAUAGAGCAGAAAACCUAAGCAGUCAAAUAUCAAACCUACAAUUUGCUACAGAAAUUACCAACGCUAUUAGACGUUUAAAGUAUGAAACUUCUCUACAGAAAAAAAACGCAAGAGGCGGAAUCUUUAUUGGACGUAAGAACUAUCCUUGCGAUAAAAUGAUUACAUACUUUCAUUUAUCGUUAAUGUUUAAUUGUGACUCAAUAUUGAAGUCGUCAUAA